CCAAGUGAAACUGCUGUGGUAGAAAACAGUCUCUGUGUUCUGUUUUGCGAUCUUGUCUCACGAGUCAGAAUGGCCAUACAGUUGAAGUGGCCCAUUCUCGGAGUCAUUAUCCCAUGUAUUCUCAUUGCGGGAAUCGGCUACGGGGCCCAUUUCUUCGUAUUCAGCCGUCACAUGUCCUUAGUAGACCAGAUCUGGUUUCAGGUUUAUAUGACUAUGGUAUGGAUCUCGUAUAUUCUCGCUAUAGUGAAAGACCCUGGCUCUCCACCCAAAAACUUUCAGCCCAAUCUGGGCGAAUGGAGAAGGUGGUGCAAAAAGUGCCAAAAUUAUAAGCCAGAAAGAACCCAUCAUUGUAAAACUUGUAACAAGUGUGUUCUCAAAAUGGACCACCACUGUCCCUGGACAUACAAUUGCGUUGGCCAUGGAAAUAUUGCUCACUUCUUAAGAUUUCUCUUAUGGGUUAUUUUCACUACAGGCAUAACUUUCGUGGAAUUGAGCAAGCGAGCCGUUCAGUAUUACAAAGACUCAGACUUGCCAUCUUAUCUCAUCAGUAAGUCGGAGAUGUUUGCUGUGAUUUUCUUGCUUCCUGUCGACUUUUUCGUGCUUGCUUCAAUCACAGUUUUGCUUAUACGUUGUGUCAAGGAUAUGUUUUUUAUGGGCAUGACCCAGAUAGAGGGGUGGGAAAUGGAAAGAAUCGAAUCACAGUUCCACACCGAACGUAUGUGGGCUCGGAUCAGAAGAAACUACUAUAAAUUGCAUGGAAAGGAGUUGCCCAGGUUGACCUCGUGGAAUAGAACACAACGAUACUAUGAAAACACUAAGGAUGAAAACACGGUAAAUGACGACGCUAAUGAUAAUGAUCAAUCUGGUGUUCCUGAAGAAUUCACUACAGACGAUUUGAUUUUUCCAUACGACAGAGGGUUGUGGAAGAAUAUUAUUGACUCCUGUGGAAUGCCAUGGACGUGGAUAUUGCCCUGGGGAGGUCCAAGUUCGGAUGGAUAUCAUUUUGACAAGACCGAGUUCAUGGACGAAGACCAGCUUGGUCUACCAUGGCCGCCAGACGGGGGACACCAGGACAUCGAAGUGGAAGAGCCUGAUGUCAGCCAGAUGGUAGUGGGAAACAGAACGAACAUCAAGAUGUUGAAGAAACGUCUUGAUCCUCGGUCUACGAUGAAACGGACAGAAUGGAGGAGCGAUGCUGGAGAAACACUCGAUGAUCUCGGAGUAGAUGUAGAGGCCGAAGAUGAAGAUGAGUUGAUGGUAAAGGUUCAAUAG
Molecule: messenger RNA, 1272 nt
Organism: Scheffersomyces stipitis CBS 6054
Lineage: Eukaryota; Fungi; Ascomycota; Pichiomycetes; Serinales; Debaryomycetaceae
Product: palmitoyltransferase
Exons: 3
Coding region: 70-1272 (400 amino acids)
Biological process (GO): peptidyl-L-cysteine S-palmitoylation; protein targeting to membrane
Cellular component (GO): Golgi apparatus; endoplasmic reticulum; endoplasmic reticulum membrane
Molecular function (GO): protein-cysteine S-palmitoyltransferase activity
Source: RefSeq, a predicted model, not a curated record